AAUUUUAAAGUUUUUAUUUUUAGAUUAUAUUAAAAUGGGUGAAAUACAGUAUCCAAAAGUUCGUAGGGAUGAAGAAUCAUUUGACGAUUUCCAUGGUGUUAAAAUACCAAAUCCUUAUCAUUGGUUGGAAGAUCCUGACUCAGAGGAAACAAAAGCAUUUGUUACUGCUCAAAAUAAAAUCACAGAUCCUUUCCUUAAGGACAAUCCUGUGAGGGAGAAGUUUAAAGAAAGAAUGACUGCACUUUAUGAUUAUCCCAAGUUUGGGUGUCCAUUCAAAAGAGGCAAGAGAUAUUUUUAUUGGUAUAACUCAGGAUUACAAAAUCAAGGUGUUUUGUAUGUGCAACAAUCGUUAGAUGGUGAAGCUGAAAUAUUUCUUGAUCCAAACUCAUUCUGUAAAGAUGGCUUGAAAUCAGUUAACAGCACAAGUUUUUCUGAGGAUGGUGAAACUCUCGCAUACAGCGUCAGUCAUAAAGGUUCUGACUGGGUGACGAUUAAAUUUAUGAAAGUGGAAAGUAAAGAACAUUUAGAUGAUGUUUUGGAGAAUGUCAAAUUUUCGUGCAUAUCAUGGACACAUGAUCACAAAGGAAUAUUUUACAAUAAAUAUCCCAAAGAUGAAACAAAACAAGAUGGAACAGAGACAGCUUCAAACAUUCACCAAAAGCUUUAUUAUCACGUGCUUGGAACUGACCAAUCAGAAGACAUUCUUGUAGCAGAGACACCUGACCAUCCUAAAUGGAUGAUACACGCAGAAUUAAGUGAUGAUGGCAAAGUUGUUAUUUUCACCGUUAGUGAAGGAUGUGAUCCUGUCAAUAGAUUAUAUUAUUACGAUCUAUCAAAAAAUAAUUAUGAAAUUAAAGGAUUGUUACCUUACGUAAAAGUUGUUGAUAAUUUUGAUGCUGAAUACGAGUACAUCACGAACACGGGUUCGAUAUUUACUUUCAAAACAAACUUGAAUGCACCAAGAUACAAACUGAUCAACAUAGACUUCGAUAACUAUCAAAUGGACAAUUGGAUGACGUUAGUUGAAGAGCAUGAGAAAGAUGUGUUGGAGUGGACAGCAUGUGUGAAAGAAAAUGUGUUAGUCAUGUGUUAUCUACAUGAUGUUAAGAAUAAAUUGUACCUGCAUCGGCUUGAAGAUGGUAAAAGAUUUAAAGAAUUAGACGUGGAUGUUGGUACUAUUCGUGGAUACUCAGGAAGGAAAGAACAAACAGAAAUGUUUUACUCAUUUACGUCAUUUCUAACCCCGGGUAUUAUAUACCGAUGUGAUUUAUCGCAAGAAGUUAUUGAACCAAGUGUUUUUCGCGAGAUAGCCGUGGCUGGUUUCAAUCACACGUUGUUUGAGACAAGUCAAGUGUUCUACAAAAGUAAAGAUGGAACGACCGUACCUAUGUUUAUUGUGCAUAGAAAAGGCAUCACGAUGGAUGGCUCUUACCCGUGUUUGUUGUACGGUUACGGUGGUUUUAAUAUUUCUAUCACUCCUGGAUUUAGUGUGUCUCGAGUUAUAUUCAUGCAGCACCUUGGAGGAGUACUUGCAAUAGCGAAUAUCAGAGGAGGAGGUGAGUAUGGUGAACAAUGGCACAAAGAUGGUAGUUUCUCAAAAAAACAAAAUGUAUUCGACGAUUUCAUCGCUGCAGGGGAAUAUCUCAUCGAACAAAAAUACACAACUACCGAAAGGUUAACCAUUAUGGGAGGCUCAAAUGGAGGUCUGUUAGUGACAGCGUGCAUGAAUCAAAGACCAGAUCUUUUUAAAUGUAUCAUCGGGCAAGUGAGUGUUACAGACAUGUUGAAGUUUCAUAAGUACACUAUUGGUCAUGCGUGGACAACAGAUUUCGGUUGUGCAGACAAGAAGGAGGAUUUUGAAUAUUUGGUGAAGUAUUCACCCCUCCAUAACGUGAAAAGGAACGACAAACAUCAAUAUCCCGCUGUUUUGUUGUUAACCGCUGAUCAUGACGACAGGGUGGUUCCCUUGCACUCGCUCAAACUUAUCGCGGAGUUGCAGCACGUUCUCGGAGCAUGUGAAAACCAGAAACAUCCUUUAUUGAUCAAGAUAGACACUGAAAGUGGUCAUGGUGGAGGGAAGCCCACAUCAAAAAUUAUCGAGGAAACAGCAAAUACAUAUGCUUUUAUCGCGAAAAUCGUCGGUAUUGCAUGGUUGGACACAGAAGCUUCAUAACUACGAAAAAGCAAGCUUCUGCACUUAUAAAACUGUAUUAUCUGUGAUCGCUAUAAUGUAUCACUAUAUGAGGAUGUUUAUCUAACAAAUCGCAAGCAUCAAAAAUGUGCGGUGUAUAUCCUUAUAAAACCGACUUAAAUAAACGAGAAUUUUUGUCUCACUUAACCCUCAUAUUUAAGAAGGGUUUGUUUACACCGGGGGUUUUAAUGAUUGCGAAUUGUUACAUGAACUAUAUGAUAUUGUAUUAUAUCAGAUGUUGUGACAAAAACAUCCCUUGGUUAUUAUUACCAUUGAAAAUUUUGUCGAAACAAUUUAAUUUCUGCCCUUUUUUUAAUUUCUCUAAAACAUGUUCUACUCUUCCUAAUAGCUCUACAUUCGAUUAGUGUUGUCAUGAAAGCAACCAAUCAGCUUGCGCUGUUUAAGGAGUCUCUGAAAUCCUCUAACCUUCAGCAUUUUCCUCUUUUUCCUUAUAAAUUCAAAAAACAUGGUAAUUUUAUCAAAGGAUGUUUGCCAUUGAUUUUAUGUGAUUGACGUGGAAAUAAUUUUGAUUUUCACUUAUUUAUAAGUAAUAUUUAUUAUUUCACGUUUUUGUUUUCUGUAUGUUUUUAUCGUCUUAUUAACAAAAUUAUAGUCAUUUAAAGAGAACAUUCUAAACA
Messenger RNA from Hydractinia symbiolongicarpus, 2829 nucleotides. RefSeq names its product prolyl endopeptidase-like. Gene Ontology annotation, cellular component: cytosol. Gene Ontology annotation, biological process: proteolysis. Lineage: Eukaryota; Metazoa; Cnidaria; Hydrozoa; Anthoathecata; Hydractiniidae. Gene Ontology annotation, molecular function: oligopeptidase activity; serine-type endopeptidase activity. The transcript has 21 exons. The coding region runs from base 35 to 2173 and encodes 712 amino acids. The record is from RefSeq and is a predicted model, not a curated record.